Messenger RNA from Indicator indicator, 5942 nucleotides. RefSeq names its product cullin-9-like. NCBI's taxonomy places the organism in Eukaryota, Metazoa, Chordata, Aves, Piciformes, Indicatoridae. The transcript has 29 exons. The record is from RefSeq and is a predicted model, not a curated record. Gene Ontology annotation, molecular function: ubiquitin protein ligase binding. Gene Ontology annotation, biological process: ubiquitin-dependent protein catabolic process. The coding region runs from base 25 to 5913 and encodes 1962 amino acids.
GCCUCUGCAGGCACAUGUCCUGUCAUGGUGAACGAGAGGCACAGUGGCAACCUGCUUGUGCAGCUGGGCCCGAGACUGCAGGCCUGCCCGCAGGAGCUGCUGCGGCAGCGGCGGGGCCAUGACGGCCAGCCUGAGUACCUGAUCCAGUGGAGUGUAGUCACCUUGGAAGAGAGAGCAGUGGAAGGAGGCAGCACCUCCUCUGCAGAGAGCAAGCCAGAGAAGAUCUCGCUGUGGAUGUCUGCAGAAGAGGUCUGUGCCUGCUGCCCGGCCUUGCUGGGCAAGAGGAAGCUGGCAGGGCCGUGGGUGAAAGAGGAGAAGGCAGCCGGCCCCUUGGCUGCAGAUGUGCCCCUGGAUGAAGAGUGGCUGCAGGAGAUGAAGGCUGAUGUCAGGAGCCUGGUGCGGCGAGCUGGCCGGCAGUUGGCCGAGGCCGGGGCCCCCGAGGCCUCCGCCCUCAACACCGUCCACGUGCUGAGCGCCUACGCCGGCAUCGGCUCGCUGGCAGAUGCCUUCAGGGAGGCAGGAGCCCUUGAGCUGCUGCUGAAGAUGCUGUGCCACCAGGAGCAGGAGAUCCGCCACGCUGCUGGCAAGAUGCUGAGGGCCCUGGCUUCGCACGAUGCAGGGAGCUGGGCCUAUGUCCUGCUCUCCCUGAGCCAGCAGGAUGACCUUGAGCAGCACAUGGACUUUGAGAGUCGCUACACCUUGCUGGAGCUGUUUGCUGAGACAACCUCCUCUGAGGAGCACUGCAUGUCCUUUGAGGGGAUCCACCUUCCCCAGAUCCCUGGCAAGCUGCUGUUUGUCCUGGUGAAGCGCUACCUGCGCGUCACCUCCCUCCUGGACAAGCUGAGCAGCGGCACGGAGCAGGGCGGGGAGCAGCAGGACUGCACCGUGCCCGGCCCGGUCACGGAGGAGAGCAGUCGAGCACAGCAGCAGUUCGAGUUCAGCACGGCCAUGGCCAACCUCAUCCUGGAGCUGGCGCACGUGAUGGGCUGGGACCAGGGCCGUCAGCCGGAGCCGCGGCCCCGCGCCGCCCGCUGCAUUUUCCCGCGUGGGGCGGCGUCCCGCAGCGCUGCUCCGGCGGCGGCCACCGCCGCCCCGCCGCGGGCGCCCAGCGGCCUGAGGCCGCGCUCGGCCCUCCCGAGCCGCAGCGGCGACGCUGAGUCCGUGCGCGCGAGGCUGGCGCGCGGCGCGCGGGUGCGCGUGCUGCAGGACUCGGAGCAGCUGCGCGCGGGCGACGAGGGCCACUUCCGGCAGAGCGGCGAGGGCGCGGCGCACGUGCAGGUGUGCUGGCAGCGCCUGGGCCGCGCCGCCUGGGGGCGGGGCCACACGCCGGAGAUCGCGGGCCCUUGGGAGCAGGAGGAGCAGGAGGGGCAGGAGCAGGUGACCGUCGUGACCUGCAGCCGCAGAGCAGCAGCAGCUGCACAGCCGUUGUUCUGCAAGCCCUCUGGGGGGCUGCACUCCCUGCCUCACCUGAGGGAGCAGCCCAGCAGGGCUGCAGAGGCCCUGAGCCGUGCGGAGUGGUGGGAGCUGCUCUUCUUUGUGAAGAAGCUGGCAGCAGAGGAGCAGAAAGAGAUCAUCUGCCUCAUCCAGCAGGAGCAGGGAGAGCAGAUGGAUGAAGAAGCUCUGCUCCAGCUGUCAGUACCUGCAGAGCUGGCCCAGAAGGUGCUGCAGGAAGUGGAGAAGCGGUGCCAGGGCAGCACUCGGUGUGACCUGCAUGGCUCCCACGUCUACACCAAAUACUCCCUCGGUAGGGGAGCUGAGCAGCACAGUAUGGGGAGCACCUCGAUGUCCUUGGAAGGUGAUGGCUCUGGGAGCCUUAUCCCUGAAGGCACAGUGGCCAAGGCAGCAGAGAACCUCUCUGCAGCAAAGGAGAACCUUCCUGCAGCCACAGUGCCACCCCGAGCCCCUGCUGCAGCGACCAAGUCAGAUGCCCAGCUGUUCAGUGAGCUCCUGGAGAGGGAAGGGCUGCUCUUGCCAGAGGUGACCGAGGAGCAGAGCAGAGUGCUGGGCAGCUGCAGGGGGUCGAGUGCAAGGGGCUCGCUGGCCCAGGUGGCAGCCAUGGUGGACAUGAUGGAGAGCAGCAGCUGCGAGGGGGGGCUGCACUUGGGUGGGCUCAAGCUCAUCCUGAAGUUCCUGGAGGAGGAGCCUGAGCAGCAAGCCAGCCAAGUCCAGGAUGGGCUGGAGACCAGGAGCGUGGGGGAGCAGCUGGUGAAGGUGUCAGUGGAGCUGCUGAGCAGCGAGGUGGCAGAGAAGGCCCUGCUGGUGGUGACCCUGCGGCUGCUGGCCCUGCUGCUGGCCAAGCACGACUGGAGGGUGGCGUUUGCCACGGAGGGCGGCGUGCGAGCCGUGCUGGCCUGCAUGCAGCAGCACAGCUCCUCUGCCCUGGUGCAGCAGGCAGGCCUGGCGGCCCUGAAGGUGCUGGUGGGAGCUGAGGCCGGCAGCCCAGGAGGGGCCGGUGGGAAGGCCUCGCCCCUGAGCCACGCCGACGCCCAGGUGAUGCGGGAGGUCUUUGCCAGCAUCGGCUCUGCCUGCGGCCAGAGCUCUGCCAGCCUGCUGAGUGCCAUCCCUGCUGCCAUCAGCACCAUGCAGAGGGUGCCAGGGGGCUCCUCGGGUGUGCAGAAUGGCUUGGUGGUGGUGAAGAUGCUGCUGGAGAACCACCGGGGCCUGGCGGAGCAGCUGGUGAGCUGUGACCUCCCCAGGGUGCUGCAGAGCUGCUGGGGGGAAGGGCAGAGCAGCGACUGCCCCCAGGCAGCGCUGGCCCUCAGCGUGAUCAACUGCCUGGCAGAGCACCAGCUGUCCCCGGGCACAGCAGGCAGAGAGGCCCCCCUGGACGUGGGGGACGUGCAGAUGCUCCUGGGUGGCCUGGGGGACGGUGUCUUGUCGAAGGAGGUGGUGGUGGCCCUGGAGCAGCAGCUGUGUGCUGCCAUCCCCUCGGGGCAGCUGUGGCAGCUGCUGCAGGACCAGAGAAGCUUCAGGCUGCUGCUGCGCAGCCUUGAGCUGCUGGGAGCAGAGAAGGCUGUGAGCCUGAGCAUCCUCAGGAUCCUGAACAAGCUCCUGGCCAGUUACCAGGAGGACGUGCUGCCAUGGCACGAGUGUGUGGAGCCCUGUUUGUCCUCCCUGAGUGCCCACAGCAGUGACCAGGAGCUGCCUGCUCCCCAGGUGCUGCAGGAGGUGGUCGGCUUCCUGCACGGCCUGGCCAGCGCCAGCAAGGACUGCGCGGUGGUGAUGUGCGGUGUGGGCACCCACGCGGCUCUGAGCCAAGCCCUGGCCAAGCAGGGCUCGGUCCCGGCGCUGGCGCCGGCCCUGCUGGCCCUGCUGGCCGACUGCGAGCAGCAGGCUGGGCUCUGCAAGCGGCUGAGCGCCAGCAUCCUGAGCGGCUGCAUGCAGCUGGUGCUGGGGCAGAUCGAGGAGCAGCGCCGGAGCCAGCAGCCCCUCAGCAUCCCCUUCUUCGAUGUCUUUCUGCACCACCUGUGCCGAGGCUCCAGUGUGCAGGCGAAGGAGGAGAAGUGCUGGGAGAAGGUGGAGGUCUCCUCCAACCCUCACCGUGCCAGCAAGCUCACGGACAGGAACCCCAAGACGUACUGGGAGUCCAACGGCAGCACCGGCAGCCACUUCAUCACCGUCCACAUGCAGCGAGGGGUGGUGAUCAGGGAGAUGAGCAUGCUGGUGGCCAGUGAGGACUCCAGCUACAUGCCAGCUCGAGUGGUGGUGCUGGGGGGAGACAGCCCUGGCACCAUCAGAACAGAGCUCAACUCGGUGACCGUUCUGCCCUCGGCCAGCAGAGUGAUCCUGCUGCAGAACAUGACCCAGUCCUGGCCCCUCAUCCAGGUCCGAGUGAAGCGGUGCCAGCAGGGUGGCAUUGACACUCGUGUGCGUGGCAUUGAGGUGCUGGGGCCCAAGCCCACUCUCUGGCCCAUCUUCAGGGAGCAGCUGUGCCGCCGGACGUUCCUCUCCUGCACUGCUCUGGCCCAUGCCUGGUGCCAGGAGAUCAGCCGAGACCGGGGGCAGCUGCUGCAGCUCUCUGGCAAGCUGAACCGAGCGCUGCAGCACGAGCAGGGCUUUGCUGACCGCUUCCUUCCUGAUGCUGAGGUGGCCCAGGCCUUGGGCAGGACAUGCUGGGAGGCCCUGGUGACCCCCUUGGUGCAGAGCAUCACCAGCCCAGAGCCCAACGGCAGCAGCCCCCUGGCCUGGCUGCUGAGUGAGUACCUGGAGCGGUGCCAGCCUGCUGCCAGCCGUGGUGCCCCCAGCCGUGGUGCCGCCUUUGGGUCCCGUGUGCGGCGCCUGACCCAGCUCCUGGUGCACAUGGACCCAGAUGGCCCAGACCCGGAGGAGGCCAGAGCAGCUGGUGGGAAGGAGGGCAAGGACAAGGAGGUGCCUGCCAGGGCUGCCAAGGUGGCGGUGAAGAAGUCCAACAGCCUGUGGAGCAUCUCCCAGUGUUGGCAGGGUGUGGUGCAGCAGCAGGUGCAGCGGUUCCUGGAGCUGGCAGGACAGGCACCAGAGCUGGUGGAGCGCUACUGCCAGCUGUACCAGCGCCUGCGCUGUGCCACGGAGGAGCUCUUUGGGCAGCAGUCCUCCUUCCUGCUGGCCCUGGGCCAGGGCUUUGCAGGGGCUUUGUUGCAGCUCCCCUUCCUUGCUGCCCUGCACGUCAGUGAGCAGUUUGCCUGCUACCUGGAUGGGCAAGUCCAGGAGCUCUGCAGGGCUGGAGGCAGCUUGGGGCCAUUGCAGCAGAUCCUGGAGCCCUUCGUGGCCAUCAGUGGCCUGGAGCUCGCCCACACCUUCGAGCACUUCUACCGGCACUACCUGGGGGACCGACUCCUGGCACAGGAGCCAUCGUGGCUGGAAGCAGCCAUCGUGGAGCAGCUUGGGCUGUGCUUCCCCAGCCGCUUCCCCCAGCAGAUGCUGAGCAACUUGGCCCAGUCGGAGGAGCUCCAGCAGCAGUUUCACCUCUUCCAGCUGCAGGAGCAGGACAAGCAGCUGCUGGAGCUGGACUGGAGCCCGGAUGAGGGCCCAGGGCUGGCCUCAGGGGCAGAUGUGCCAGAGGUGAAGGUGCUGACUUUGUCCCCACGCUGCUGGCCUGUGUCCCCUCUUUGCUACAUGGACGAACCAGGGAGGUUCUUCUCAGCAGCACUGAGCUCCCCCCUGGAGGAGUUUGCCUCCUUCUGCAGGCACAGCCAGGCCUGGCUGGGCUGGGAGUGCACCAAGCCCCGGCGGCUGCAGUGGACGUGGCUGGGCCACGCUGAAGUGCAGUUUGGAGACUGCCUCCUCCAGGUGUCCACGCUGCAGAUGUACAUCCUGCUGUGCUUCAACAGCAGCCAGGAGGUGGCUGUGGAGACCCUGCUGCAGGCCACAGGGCUCCCUGCUGACCUGGUGCACCAUGCCCUGGCACCGCUGACCCACAGCGAGGGCAUCCUGGUGGGGAGCUGCACGCCAGGAGGUGUGCUGCGGCUGAACCCAGAGGCCCUGGCCCAUGCCUCUGGCCCCCGCCUGAGGCUGCUGCCCCAGCAGAGGUACCUGAGGUCAGAGAGGGCUGAUAGCAGUGUCCUGGAAAGGAAGAGGAACGUCCUCUGCUGCCUCAUCAUUCGCAUCCUCAAGGUGGAGAAGCAGCUCCACAUUGACAACCUGGUGUUCAGGGUGACCGAUGCCUGUCAGAAGGGGGAGCUGGGGCCCGGGCUGCAGUUCCUGAGCUUCUGCUGCCACAGUGUGGAUGUGCUGUCCUGUAUCCUGCACCUGCUGAACCAGGGUUACAUCCGGCGCCAGGAGGAGAGGCCUCACGUCUUGGAAUACAUCUCUGCUGAACCUACAACACCCCCAGCUUCCCAGAUCCAGCCUCAACUUGUCUUCCAAACUGUAGAGAUCAAGACAGCAGCAAGCCUGGCCUGUGCUGAAAGGAGAGAGACUUUUUCCACUUUCAGGUAGACAAGGACCUGGCUGGGCUAGGAGGACAC